AUGUGGAAACCAAUCCAUUCAUCAGCCAUCACACUCGUUCUGACGCUGCUCUUGACAUCCGCCCACGGAGCGUACGUUGAAUUCCAGAAUUGUCUCGAUCGAAGUAUUAUCACUUCGAAUCCUCGGCUCCUUCAGUUCGUUCCGUUCAAUGUUUCGGCCGUCUUCGACACUUCGUCGCCCAGGCACAAUCUCAACAUCACCGUCUAUGGAAAUGUCUCCGGAAAAGCUACUGAUGAACCUUACCCUCCUCCGGAUGAUCCGUCUUGGACCAAUCCCAACGAUACUUUUGGGAAGAUUCCUGACCUCAGCGAAACGAACAACAAAUAUACGACUCUUUUUACCGAGUUCAACUUUUUAAGUUACACUCCAUGGAACGCUGAGCCGAUGAGAUUUUGCGAAUCAGUUGUUGAAGGAACCUGUCCAUUGGCCCCGGCAUUCUUCGCCAAUUCGAGUGACCUUGGACGAUUGCCUGCAUUCUCCGUUGCCCAUGAUUUGUUCUCGACUUACGCAUUUGGCUCACUUCAAACCACCCUAAGGGUUCAAUCAGGCGACGCCAGUGGUCAAUACUACAGCUGCGUCAGUGCCACCGUCACACCCGAUUUAGGAGGAUAUGUCAAAGGAAUCUUGCGCUAUCUGCCUCUUGCAGUUCUGAUAGUUGUCGGCAUCGCCACGAUUGCCGCUGCCAUCCUGAGCCCUUGGGGUUCGGGAGAUAUCUUCAACUGGAGCAGUAACUUUGGACGCGAUGAAGAUCUCCUGCGUCUGGUCACCCCGGGCUUCGGUGACUGUUUGCAAUACAUCCAAUUUGUCGUCCUUAGCGGCAGCCUGACACUGAAUUAUCCUGGAUUUUACCAACCAGCCGUAAGCAGAGUGUCCUGGUCCUCCCUCAUGUUCAAUGAGAGUUUUGUGACUGGCGGCAAUGGUACGCAGAGCUUGGUUGACGGAGUCUAUGAAAUUCGACAUAAUACCAAAUAUGGACUCGACCGGAUGAGUCAACUCGUGGGCAUGACAUCUGAACGAGAUCUGUGGGCUGACAUGAUAGUUUGGCUGGUCGUUAUUGUUGCAGCUGUUACCAUCUUGACUCAAUUGGGAUUUGCUGCUCGAUGGCUGUAUCGUCACGUUACCAAUGAGCCAGCAGAAGAUCUCCGCUCCAAGAAUGGUCCUUUCACGAUCGGGAAUGUCGUGCGGCUGGUGCUGAACUUUUCCCUACUACCCUUGAUCACUCUAUCGUUCUACCAACUCUUGAUCGCAACGCGAGGGCCGGCAUACUCUGUGGCAUUAGCGGCAAUCUGCCUGAUAGUGGUUCUUGUAUUCUCCGGCCGACUGCUCCUUCUGUUCAUCCGGACGAGACCGCGUUCCUUUCUCUUCGACGAUCUCCUGACCGUCCUCGCAUACGGACCGCUGUACAACACAUACUGUGACAAUACGGCCACCUUCGCUUUGAUUCCACUACUGGUAAACUUUCUCCGAGGGAUUGCAAUCGGCGCGGUUCAACCAUCAGGAGUUGCGCAGGUUGUGCUUCUUGCCAUCUGCGAAAUUGUCCUCAUUCUGACGAUCAAUGCCUUUCGUCCUUUCCCGUCCGCCACCUCGAUGAACAUUUAUCAUACCUGUUUCGCGAGCAUCCGCCUGAUCACAAUCCUCUUGUCGAUAGCAUUUGUACCUUCCCUUGGUGUCGGGGACGCGUCAAGGGGCUGGAUUGGGUAUGCUAUCCUUGUGAUCCACGCCUGCACCCUCGUUUUUGGGUUCUUCCUCAACGCCGUGCAAACAUUGAUUGAGGUCGUUGCUCGAAUUGCUGGCGCGGGUGGACGAGAUGAGGUUACAGGCGGGGCCACAAGAGGCGGUUUGAACAAGGUGUUUGGCAUGAGGCAGUUGUCACGACGGGUGCCACGACGUGACCAGCCCCCUCGCCACAGUAUGUCAUCGAAUGCCGCCAUGCUGGCAACUGUGGAUAGUGAACCGAAGCAACUCAAUAUGGCCAAGACUAGAUCCCGCAGUGUUUCUGCCACUUCAAACGUGUUACUGGACAGCGGAAGAAACUCGAGCAGAAUGAGUCAGAUCAUCGAUGGCCGUGUUGUCGGCCAGACGACCCCCGAUCGAUCUAGCAGAGGCUCGAAGCCACUUGCGGGCAGGUUAAGCGGCACAGGAUCGCUGGGAGGAAUCGUUGGUCUCCAAAAGCAGGUGGAAUCCAAAGAUCCAUAUUAUCGGCCUCCGCGCCGGAAUACAACGGAGCCGCUCUCCGCUGCUGACAGCCGCCCUAUCAUGUCGCUGGCCAGCGGGAAGUCGAAAGGUGCUCUUCUCAAUGACGGAGCAGUAGAGGAUGAUGCGGCUGAAGGCUCUUCCACUCCCAUGCGUGUCGACAACGAUGAUUUCGAGGAUGCUGCGAAUGAAUUGACGAGGACUAAGACCGAUUAUGCGGUGAGAGAAGUCGACUUCUAUUACGGUGUUCGUGGUGCAGCACUCUCCAGCGGGACCAGGAAGCUCAAGACUGGGCCAGCUGAUCCUACUGGACCCGUCUCCACCGCCAGAGGCUGGUUCAAGGGUAUUCUGGGUGGCAAGACAAAAGAGAAGAACAAGGGUUUCGAAGUCGUCAGAAGUGCUCGAGCUCCACCACCAGGUCUAUUCCCGCCAGUUCCUGUCCCAGGAAGCCCGGCCCACGAACCAUACCACGAUGACGAUGUCCAGGACAAUGAAGAGAGUCGGCCUGAUCGAACAAGUUCGAGGAUUGCUUCUCCUUCGCCCCUGGAACAAGGUGUCUACGACGAUGCUGUAGCCGAGGAGUCCUCUGAAGAGGAGGAGCCGAUCAGCCCGGUUCCUUCACAGCCACCAUCUUUGCCGCUUAUAGAUUCCGGUGGUGCGAUCGAACUACCAAGUCGGAUAGGCUCGGAAGCCUCCCGAAAGUCUCGCAAAAAGCCACCUCCAGGAGAGAUUCCAGAGGUCCCGGCGAUUCCAGCUAUACCUCGAAAAAGUUCUCGGAGACAGUCUGGGGGAAAUCAGAAUGAUAGAACACACGCAAGGGCGAACUUCCGUGGUGCUGCCAUUUCCAACCCUCCUGCUGAUAAAGGACAUUCUCAGAGUUUGAGCGCCAGUCGCAUCCCAUUUUCCAGCACGCAGACUUCCAUGGCGAGGGAGAAGAGGUAUUCGACGGGCGCGGAAUCGACGACCUCGAGCAUAUUGCGGGACGGAGGCGAGAACAAUCCGACGAGUCCCCGUACUUCAUACACCAAUCAUCUCCGCAACACUUCAUCGGCAUUAGGUGCUGCGCAUGGAGCCGAUAUUCUCAAUGACAGGCCAUCGAAUGUGGGCUUUGUGCAACAACACAGAGCUAGCGACCAUAUUCAUUACAGCCCCGACUCUCCAGAAUAUGAAGGCAGCACGGCAGAAGUUCACGGAAGACCUGGGCCUGCGUAUUGA
Messenger RNA from Capronia epimyces CBS 606.96, 3408 nucleotides. RefSeq lists its product as uncharacterized. The transcript has a single exon. The record is from RefSeq and is a predicted model, not a curated record. NCBI's taxonomy places the organism in Eukaryota, Fungi, Ascomycota, Eurotiomycetes, Chaetothyriales, Herpotrichiellaceae. The coding region runs from base 1 to 3408 and encodes 1135 amino acids. Gene Ontology annotation, biological process: transmembrane transport.